GCGGCGACGGGGCGGCGGCGGCGGCGCCAUGGAGCCGCGGGAGGUGAAGGACCGAAUCCUGGAGAACAUCUCGCUGUCGGUGAAGAAGCUGCAGAGCUACUUUGCAGCGUGUGAAGACGAGACCCCUGCUAUCCGGAACCAUGACAAGGUCUUGCAACGCCUGUGUGAGCACCUGGACCAUGCCCUGCUGUACGGAUUGCAAGACCUCUCCUCCGGCUACUGGGUGCUUGUGGUCCAUUUCACCCGCAGAGAGGCCAUCAAGCAGAUCGAGGUGUUACAGCACGUGGCCACCAACCUGGGGCGCAGCCGCGCCUGGCUCUACCUGGCUCUCAAUGAGAACUCCCUGGAGAGUUACCUGCGACUGUUCCAGGAGAACCUGGGCCUGCUGCAGAAGUACUAUGUCAGGAAUGCCCUGGUCUGCAGUCACGAUCACCUGACUCUUUUUCUGACCUUGGUGUCUGGGCUGGAGUUUAUUCGGUUUGACCUGGAUCUGGAUGCCCCUUACUUAGAUCUGGCCCCCUACAUGCCUGAUUACUACAAACCUCAGUACCUGUUGGACUUCGAAGACCGCCUUCCCAGCUCAGUCCAUGGCUCAGACAGCCUGUCCCUCAACUCCUUCAACUCUGUCACCUCCACCAACCUGGAAUGGGAUGACAGUGCCAUUGCCCCAUCUAGUGAGGAUUAUGAUUUUGGAGAUGUGUUUCCAGCAGUGCCGUCUGUACCCAGCACAGACUGGGAAGAUGGAGACCUCACAGAUACCAUCAGCGGCCCCCGCUCCACUGCCUCGGACCUGACCAGUAGCAAGGCAUCCACCAAGAGCCCCACGCAGCGCCAUAACCCCUUCAAUGAGGAGCAGCCUGAGGCUGUGUCAUCGUCUGACACCACCCCAGUGCACGCCACCUCUCAGGAGAAGGAAGAGGCCCAGACCCCAGACCAAUCAGAUGCCUGUACGGAGCUUGAAGUCAUCAGGGUCACCAAGAAGAAGAAAAUUGGUAAGAAGAAAAAGACCAAAUUGGACGAGGAAGCAAGCCCGCUGCACCCCACCUCUAGCCUCCAGACAUGUUCUAGGCAGGGGGAUGGUGAUGGACUUGUGGGCACCCCAAACCUGGGGCGGGACUUGCCAGCUACUGCACUUGCCUCCCCGCAGGAGCAAGGGGAGGGGCCCAGCAGUGCAGCUGAGAGCAGUGAACACUCCGAGCUCAGCCAGAUGGGCUUGUUAAUCCCGGAGAUGAAGGACACCUCCAUGGAGUGCCUGGGACAGCCCCUGAGCAAGGUCAUUGACAAGCUCCAUGGACAGCUGGACCCAAGCACGUGGUGCUCCCACAUUGAUCCCCCGGAUCAGUCCUUUCGGACCGGCUCUCCGGGGGAGGACCCGGAGAAACCACCAUUUGGCGACUUUAGUGAGGGGCUUCCAGCCCCAAUGGACUUCUACCGCUUUACGGUCGAGAGUCCAAGUACUGUUGCAGCAGGUGGCAGCCACCAUGACCCUGCAGGGCCUAGCCAACCGCUGCAUGUUCCUGGUAGCCCUGCGACUGCUGUCCAAGAAGAGGAGGGAGGAAGAGGAGAGGGACAGGCACCUAAGCCCUUAGAGGACUCGCAAGGGGAAGCUCAGCAGCCGGAGCCUCAGGAACAGGACGCCCAGUUGCCACUGGCCUGCCAGGAGCCUGUGACUGAACCCGUGUCCCAGCCUGAACUUGGAACCCAGGAAGCCCUUAGCAAGCUCAAGCGAGACCAGCCCAGUCCAUGUCUGAGCAGCGCCGAGGACUCCGGGGUAGACGAGGGUCAGGGGAGCCCUUCAGAGAUGACUCACCCCUCUGAGUUCAGAGUAGACAACAAUCACUUGCUCCUACUGAUGAUCCAUGUCUUUAGAGAAAACGAAGAGCAGUUGUUCAAAAUGAUCCGGAUGAGCACAGGGCACAUGGAGGGCAACCUGCAGCUGCUGUACGUGCUACUCACAGACUGCUACGUCUACCUGCUUCGGAAAGGGGCCACAGAGAAGCCAUACCUGGUGGAAGAAGCCGUUUCUUACAAUGAACUUGACUAUGUGUCGGUUGGCCUUGACCAACAGACCGUCAAGCUGGUGUGCACCAACCGCAGGAAGCAGUUUCUGCUGGACACGGCUGACGUGGCCCUGGCUGAGCUCUUCUUGGCAUCUUUGAAGUCAGCCAUGAUCAAAGGCUGCCGGGAACCACCCUACCCUAGCAUCUUGACCGAUGCCACCAUGGAGAAGUUGGCACUGGCCAAAUUUGUCGCUCAGGAAUCCAAAUGUGAGGCAUCCACCGUGACUGUGCAUUUCUACGGGCUUGUGCACUGGGAGGACCCCAUGGACGAGGCCCUGGGCCCUGUCCCCUGCCAGUGCUCACCCCACGAGGGCACCAUCACCAAAGAAGGUGUCCUGCACUACAAGGCUGGCACCUCCUAUCUGGGCAAGGAACACUGGAAGACCUGCUUCGUGGUGCUCAGCAACGGGAUCCUCUACCAGUAUCCUGACCGCACUGACGUCAUUCCCCUGCUCUCGGUGAACAUGGGGGGGGAGCAGUGCGGUGGCUGCCGGAGAUCCAACACCACAGACCGGCCCCACGCCUUCCAGGUCAUUCUGGCUGACCGGCCCUGCCUGGAGCUGAGCGCCGACAGCGAGGCUGAGAUGGCAGACUGGAUGCAGCAUCUCUGCCAGGCCGUGUCCAAAGGAGUCAUACCCCAGGGGGUGGCCCCCAGCCCCUGUAUCCCUUGCUGCCUGGUAAUCACCGAGGACCGCCUCUUCACAUGCCAUGAGGAUUGCCAAACCAGCUUCUUCCGCUCCCUGGGCACGGCCAAGCUGGCUGACAUCAGUGCCAUCUCCACAGAACUGGGCAAGGAGUACUGCAUCCUGGAAUUCUCCCAGGAUAGCCCACAGCUGCUCCAACCCUGGGUCAUCUAUCUGAGCUGUACUUCCGAACUGGACCGCUUCCUGACUGCCCUGAGCUCUGGAUGGAAAGCCAUCUACCAGGUAGACCUCCCUCAUAAGGCAAUUCAUGAAGCUUCCAUCAAGCAGAAAUUCGAAGACGCCCUGAGCCUCAUCCAUAGCGCCUGGCAGCGAAGUGACAGCCUCUGCCGAGGGAGAGCCUCCCGGGACCCCUGGUGCUGAGGCAUGGCCGGGCAGCAUGUACACUGUGCUGUGCUACUAUGCUGUUUCAGAUUCAGGUGUCCCCAGGCCUCUACAGCCUGCUCCUGCUUGGGGCGGCAGAACCACUAGUAUGGCUUGAGACAGGGAUCCAGAGUGGGUGCCUAGCACUCUGGGAGUCCCGCCCAACGGGAAGUGACUAGAGGUCACUGGGGCGAAGGUCUGAGCCCUGUGGGCUCUGUAGACACACGGUGUUCCCUGGGCCACCUUUCGAGUCCUUUCCAUCUGCUCAGGGUGGCCAUGAGAAUAAUAGCAUCCACUGAAGGGGAGCAAAGAGACCAGGAGGGCGGGUAUGCCAUCUUCCUUUCCUGGGCCAGGGGCCUGGGCAGAUGGUCAGGGCCCCCUGGGGGUCGUGAGUGCCCAGCCAUCCUUGUUCGUUUUUGAACAGUCCUCACUGUGCAGGAAAGUGGAAACACUAGGUAUCUGUGCAUGCCUCCUCUGACAUACCCACCCCGCGCAGUGGCCUGCCUCACACGGCUCAUGGCUGCCGGGAGGCCCUGCAUGUCCACAGCCCUGCCUCUCCUCUUUCUCAAGUACCACAGAGCUUGGAGGAGCCAGGGAUCCGGAUUCGUUGGCGCCUCUUGCCAGGAGCAAAGGAGAGGGACUGAGAGAGCAGAGCCCAUGAGCCUGGUGGCUACUUUGACACCUGACUGACCCCAGGCUUGGCUAGAGCUGGCCCUUCUUAAGGUCUUUGUUGGAUCCCUCUGGGGAUGGGUCAGAUGGAUUGGACUUUGUCUUUUUUUUUUUUUUUAAAAUAAAAUUGACGUUAUAUUGCUGA
Myodes glareolus (Bank vole) is the source of this 3938-nucleotide messenger RNA. NCBI's taxonomy places the organism in Eukaryota, Metazoa, Chordata, Mammalia, Rodentia, Cricetidae. The record is from RefSeq and is a predicted model, not a curated record.